AAAAAAAAAAAAAAAAAAAAAAAGCGAUGUGAAUUCAGUUUUAAAACAUAACGCAUGUAUAUUAUUUAAAAUAUCUCUUAUUUCACCUCCAUUAUCUAUUUACAUGAAACCGUUAUUACUUCUUAAUAUCUCGUUAUUCACAUUGUUCAAUAUUCGUUUCGAGUAAAUAAAGUAAACUGAACUAUUUAAAAAUUGAAAGUACAUUGAAUUCGUUUUUCUAUUGGAAGCACGGAAUAAAGAAAAGUGUACAAAUAUCAUGAUUAGUGAACUAAUAUUUAUCUACAAGUAUUCUUAUCAAUGAAUCAGAAAUUUGUUUAAAGACAUAAAUGGAAGAAAACAGAUAUGAAAAGAAAGUAAAACUACAUGUAUGUUGUUUUUGCAUAUUCUCGUUAUAUAGCAACAGAUCAGAAAGGGAUCAACUGUUCCAUAACCCUCGUCUUCAAAUCAAACACUCCUAAAUUAAUAUAACACUUUUUGUUGGACAAACUGAUUGUCAAUCUUUCCGAUUUUAUUAUAUAAUGAUGAAUCUAUUUCUCACGUCCCAUAUUGGUUUGUUUGAUGAACUGGAACGGUUUUAAUCUGUAAUUAAUACAAUUCAAAUGUUUCCCAAUGUUUAUACUUUUUAUUCAAAUUUAAUUUCACAUAACCACAGCAAACGCAUUGACAAACGAGAUUCACGUAACAGUAAUAUCUACAAACAUCCACGGCUGAACGUCAUUGGUUAGACAUUAAUGACGGAAGUGUAUCGUCACGCCUGAUCGAUUUGCACGUGAAAUCCCCUUCCACUACCGUAUGUAAGCUCAUCAAUCUGUCAUACACUUUAGAUGCUCCUCUGUCAUUGUGCUAAUUCUAUAAUCAUCAUUUCAGCAGACACGACUUAGAUCUACGUUUUCUACUAGUUUACAAACUUUGAUUUAUUUUAUAAGAUUGCUUUAAGAAAUCAUAUACAAAGUGAACUGAAUUCUCAUAAGACUGUGAUAAAUAAGUUACUAUGGAAAUCCUAUUCUUGUUGUCCGCGUUCUGUUUUUCUUUUGUGGAACCACAGCUCUUCAGAACAAUUCGUGUUGUGCCAGUGCCUUUUCAGCCUUCCCGGUUCUUCAGAGAUCCAAUGAUGUUCCGUUCUGCAAGAUCUCGGUGGUCAUGGCAACGCUGCUUUGAUUAUCCCUGGAUACCUAGAUGCCAGCGACUCUUCAGAAGAAUGCACGAACGCCGGCUCCAAAUGAACACAAAUCAGUUCCAUCCGUUUGAGACAAAUACAAAUCAUCAGCCUUUUCAGCCGAACAUAAGGCGGCCACCUCCUCCAAAUUUCAGAUUUAGGGGGCAAACUUCUCCUGGAAACGUUAGAUUACCAACUCCUAGAUUUCCUGGAGCAGUUCCGGAUCUGUCCCGGAUCCAGCCAGUCUGUAAUAUUCCGUGUGCUCCAGGGUUAAGACUUGUAGCUGGAGAGUGCCAAGAUAUAGGACUAGAUUCUUUAUGCAAUCCCGUCUGCCCAAAUGGUUACAUAUGUCAUCAUGGACACUGUGAUUAUGCCCCAUGUAAUCCAGCCUGCUCUGAUGGCUUAACAUGUCGUGAUGGAAAAUGUCUUGAUGUCGGUCGCUGUGAGCCUGCUUGCUGCCCAGGACAAAUAUGUCAUCGAGGAAGUUGUCUAGCAGAAAAUGCAGUUCCCCAAGCGCCUCCUGAGCCCGUAUGCAAUCCACCAUGUCCACCAGGGUUCAUCUGUCAUUCUGAUUCUAAUGGUGGACACUGUGAUGAAAUAACGAAUAACACAAACAGCUGCCCCCUCCCGUGUGUUCCGCCGGAAGUGUGCCACAAUGGACAUUGCGAACUUGAUGACCACACCCUGACACAUCUUACGAGACCUGAUUUAGACCACACACAUGAUCAUUCAGAUCCAUCGUCAAGUGGCCACGCAAUACCAAGACAGACCACUAACACAGGGCAUCAUGAUCAUAAUCAUGAGGGUCAUGCAGAUGACCAUGGACAUCAUCACGGCAGACAUUGGGAGCAGGCGAUAAGCAUUCCCGGGAGGCAGACGACCGACUUCUUAAGCGGGUCCAGACGUACGACUCCGGGUGCGUUUGGAUCUCCACAGCAACCCCGAAAUGGAGGGUUUAAUACACAAGAUACAACUGGAAAUAAUGACAUGGAUAUUCAUGCGAGAAUUGCUAGUGAGUUUAGGCGAUCCAAUACACCCGACAAUCAGUUAGGAAUUGAUUUGAGACCGAUCCAGUUUCAAGACCCUGUCACAGGACGGGCGGUAAACCUUAAUCCUUGAACUAAGAAUAAUUUUGACACGGGGUUGAUGAACAGAAUUUUUUCUGUAUCAUUAACUGCAAAACAAAUACAAAUUUUGGUCAGAGUCGCAUGAAAUCCAACAUACACCCUUAAUUUCUUUUCCUCAUACAGACUGGGUUACCUACUUGUAUCAAUAUUUCAUAAUGAAAUGGAGUAAAAGUUAAUGUUGGUUCGGAGCUUCUGUCUAAUCAAUUCAGCACUUCGACGAAUGAUUGCAAUCAGAGAGUAUAUCAACCUAUUUGUGGCAUCAAGGGCGCGUGAGAUUGAUGAUCGGCAUCAAUCUUUUUGAAGAAAGCGUGAAAAUAAAAUAGAUGCCUUUUUUGAUUGACUGGAAUGAUGUGAACAUAGGUGUCAAAACGUUUUUUUUUUUUUUUUUUUUUUUUUUUUUUUUUUUUACAAUUACUGUUCCAUUAUAUAGUCGUGUAUGGCUCACAUAAAUGUGAAAACGUCAUCUUUAACUGAUUAUAUACAAGUACAUAGUAGAUGUUGAAAGCACCAUGUAUCACGUAUCAUCAUACCUACAUUCUCAUUCAUAUGUUUUAUAUCCUAUGAUUUUUAUAAGUUAUAUUUACAGUGAAUAAAAGCAAUAUGAAUCCGUA
Ostrea edulis (European flat oyster) is the source of this 2894-nucleotide messenger RNA. RefSeq lists its product as uncharacterized. The transcript is spliced from 14 exons. The record is from RefSeq and is a predicted model, not a curated record. Lineage: Eukaryota; Metazoa; Mollusca; Bivalvia; Ostreida; Ostreidae. Bases 992 to 2275 code for a protein of 427 amino acids.